Messenger RNA from Nelumbo nucifera (sacred lotus), 2261 nucleotides. Its product is annotated as NEDD8-activating enzyme E1 regulatory subunit AXR1-like. Gene Ontology annotation, molecular function: NEDD8 activating enzyme activity. The record is from RefSeq and is a predicted model, not a curated record. Gene Ontology annotation, cellular component: cytoplasm. Gene Ontology annotation, biological process: protein neddylation. Lineage: Eukaryota; Viridiplantae; Streptophyta; Magnoliopsida; Proteales; Nelumbonaceae.
CUGCGUCAGUCUCUAGCGUUGCUAUAAAGCGAAGCUAGCAAACAAAGAUACUCUGCUCAAACUUCCUUCAUCAUCUUCAACAGCACUCUCUUGUACGAGCCAUCCAUGGCGGAGCCAAAGACGAAAUACGAUCGACAGCUGAGGAUAUGGGGAGAACAAGGACAGGCAGCCCUCGAGAAUGCUAGCAUUUGUUUACUUAACUGUGGUCCUACUGGUUCUGAAACAUUAAAAAACCUUGUUCUUGGUGGAAUUGGAAGUAUAACGGUCAUUGAUGGUUCCAAAGUUGAAGUUGCUGACCUUGGGAAUAACUUCAUGGUGGAUGAAUCAAGCAUUGGGCAAUCAAAGGCAAAAUGUGUAUGUGCCUUCCUGCAGGAACUAAAUGAUGCUGUUAAGGCGAAAUUUGUGGAGGAGUCCCCAGAGGCACUGAUCGAGACAAAUCCUUCUUUCUUUUCACAGUUUACUUUAGUUAUUGCUACUCAGCUGGUGGAAACUUCCAUGCUGAAGCUGGAUAGAAUCUGUAGGCAGUCUAAUGUUAUGUUGAUAUUUGCACGCUCAUAUGGCCUGACUGGGUUUGUGCGAAUCAGUUUGAAGGAACAUGAUGUGAUUGAGUCAAAGCCUGAUCAUUUUCUUGAUGACCUCCGAUUAAACGAUCCUUGGCCUGAACUGCAGAGGUUUGCAGAAUCAAUUGACUUGAAUGCGACAGAUCCUGUUAUCCAUAAACACACACCAUAUGUUGUCAUCCUUGUUAAGAUGGCAGAGGAAUGGGCAAACAAACAUGGUGGUUGUCUUCCAUCAACCAGAGAAGAGAAAAAGGAGUUCAAGGAUCUUCUGAAAUCAAGAAUGAUUGAUAUUGAUGAAGAAAACUACAAGGAAGCCAUUGAGGCCUCAUUCAAAGUCUCUACUCCUCGGGGAAUUAGUUCAAGACUCCGCCAAAUAAUUGAAGAUAGUUCAGCUGAAGUUGAUUCUUCUUCAUCAGAUUUUUGGGUUAUGGUUGCAGCUGUAAAGGACUUCAUUGUAAAUGAAGGUGGUGGAGAGGCACCUCUAGAGGGUUCUAUACCAGAUAUGACUUCUUUAACAGAAUAUUACGUAAAUUUGCAAAAGAUUUACCAGGCUAAAGCUGAGGCAGAUUUUCUUGCUGUUGAGAGUCGGGUGAGGAAUAUCUUGAAAAGAAUUGGUAGGGAUCAAGAUGCCAUUCCAAGGACAACCAUAAAAACCUUCUGUAAAAAUGCAAGAAAGCUGACAGUUUGCAGAUACCGCCUAAUUGAGGAUGAAUUUAAUUCUCCUGUCUUGCCAGAGUUACAGAAGUACUUAACUGACGAAGAUUACAGUGUUGCCAUUGGGUUUUACAUUCUGCUUCGAGCAGUUGAUCGUUUUGCUACCAACUACAACAGAUUCCCUGGCAUGUUUGAUGGUGAGAUGGAUGAGGAUAUAUCUCGAUUGAAGACUAUAGCUGUUGGCAUACUGAAUGACUUGGGUUUUAAUGGGUCAACCUUAACGGAGGACUUAACCAAUGAAAUGUGCAGAUUUGGUGGUGCAGAGCUUCAUGCAGUGGCCGCCUUCACAGGGGGCAUUGCAUCCCAGGAAGUGAUCAAGCUUAUCACGAAACAAUUUGUCCCCAUGUCUGGCACAUUCAUCUUCAAUGGCGUUGACCACAAGUCUCAACUGUUACUGUUAUAGUUGUGCAUAUAAGCCACAAUCAUAUUUUACCCAAGGUGCUAUUACCCUUCCUUGAUGGAUAUAUGAUAUGGUGAUUCUACAUUCAAGUUUUUUCCCUGCCUCUUUAUGGUGGAAUUUUGGGGGUUUUUGGUCUUACACUCCGAUCAUUAAGAAGCAUGGCCAGGUAAUUGGAUUGGGACAUGUAAUUUAAAAUUUGAGCAAACAAAAUGAAGGAAAAAGGAGGGGAAAGAGAAGAAAAGGAAAGAAGAGAGACCAAAGAGGUAGAGAAACAAAUAUAUCCAGUCUAUUUUAACCCGGAUCUAAAGAACUCCAGGAAGCUUUUUGGGAGCAGCUAGUGUUGACGAGUCUAGGUCGCACGAUUUCUGAACAAGAUACCACCAUCAACAACGGGGGGUUUUGUAUGAUUUCAGCUUAAAUUUUCGUUUGUAAACGAAUUCCUGUGGUACCAAUAGAAUGUGGUAAUUUAUCUAGGAAUUAGGAUCCCUCCUUGCCGCUUGCUGGCGUUAUAUCUUGGAAACCACUGGAGGAUGAUCAAUUCAGUACUUCGGAGGCAUUAUAUGCGGAUCCAAUGGCACUUCUGGUUC